AAAACUAUUGAAACAAAAGCAGAUUCUAAGAAUCUAUUUAUAGAUUUGCGGAUUUCCCGGAAGGAUCGUCCAACAGAAUGCCAGAAUUCCACAGUAAAAACAAUAAAGAAGAUUAAAACGUCCUCCUUGAAUAACAUUGAAGCAAGGAUGGCAAGUUCAGGGUACCCUUCAAGCUUCACAAGUAUAACUACAGAACAAGUGCGGGAUCUCAGAAUCAAGAAAUUAGGAGGUGGAAAUGGUGAUAUAACUGGCAAUAGUGAGCAUGCUGCAGUACAACCAUCUGGUAAACAAGAGACUGGUGAAGAUCAACUCCACACACCCAUGGACACUUCAACCAACAGAUCUACAGGUUAUAUUGAAGUUGACGGUGAACCCCCGAUGACAAAUGUAGCAGGGGCCUGUGCCCGUACCCAUCAGAUGGCCAUUACUGGGACAACCUUGGGAAGGGACCCUGAAACCUACCUUUGCGAUUCUGUGGGUUGGCAGUUUUACCUUGACUACUUGGCCUCCAAACUUUCUGCAGAAAUUUCCGAGAUAUCUGUUUACUUGGAUCUAGAGUCUGGAAAAUUGGAUGAAAUUAAAAACAGGUGCAAGUCAAACCGUCAUGAAAUGUGCUUCAAUGUUCUAUGGACGUGGUAUGGAAGGAAUCCAGACAAGAAGAAACGCCUUAAGCAAAUGAACACUGCCUUAAAGGAGUCAGGUCGCGCAGACCUGGCCCAGCAACUGAUGGAAGGAAAUGUUCCAGUUCCAGAAAACUAUAGGUACCAGGGUGAGAUUAAAAACCCUGAUGCGGGAGUUAGCGGUAGCGAUGCCCUCAAAGUCGGAAAACAUUUGACCCUGACUUUCCAGAGUCUGGCACGUUAUUUUGGACUAGAUGAAAACAAUAUUCAGAGUAUCUGCAUUGACAAUAAUGAUGACAUACAGGAACAGUCAUACAACACCAUAAAGUUGUGUAUCAACCAACUGAAGCUCAAAAACCGACGGCAGCUGUGUAAUGGCCUCGCUUACCUAGAACAAUUCACAACUGUAUCAGAACUUAACCAGAUGUGGUGACCUCGUUCCUAUAUGUGCCUUAAUAAAUCAUUAAACAUAAUCAUUGAAUGAGACGCUAAAAAAUUAUAUAUUUUUGAAGUGAAGUCACUGGCGAAUGACCUGGCUCGAGAUCAGUAUUUUCAAAUCGUUUACCUGUAUUUCGAGGUUUAACCCUUAAAUGAUGACACUCAAAACACUGUGCAUGACACAUCGGAUUCAGGUGCACAGCAAAAUUUAACCCCCGCGAAUAUCUACUGAAUAUGAAACCGCGAAAUAUUGACCGCACAAAUUUAAAGCGCUUUACAGUAAUCGGAAGUGAGAACUCAGUGAAAACUUUAUGCAUUUACUUCAAAUAACUGCUUUUUAGCCCACCAUCAUCUGAUGGUGGUCUAUUCGAAUCGUCCUGCGUCCGUGGUCCGCCCGUUCGUCUUUCGUCCUUCGUCCAUCCUUAAACAAUUCUUGUUAUCGAUAUUUCUGGGGUUCUGGAGAGAUCUUUUCUCAAAUUUCAUAUGUAGGUUCCCCUUGGUCGGUAGUUGUGCAUAUUUACUUUUGAGACUGAUCAGAUAAA
Mizuhopecten yessoensis (Yesso scallop) is the source of this 1600-nucleotide messenger RNA. RefSeq lists its product as uncharacterized. Gene Ontology annotation, molecular function: protein binding. Gene Ontology annotation, biological process: signal transduction. The record is from RefSeq and is a predicted model, not a curated record. NCBI's taxonomy places the organism in Eukaryota, Metazoa, Mollusca, Bivalvia, Pectinida, Pectinidae. Bases 148 to 1053 code for a protein of 301 amino acids. The transcript is spliced from 5 exons.